This is a messenger RNA of Symbiodinium natans, 9585 nucleotides long. NCBI's taxonomy places the organism in Eukaryota, Dinophyceae, Suessiales, Symbiodiniaceae. The record is from the annotation of a GenBank genome assembly.
AUGACCCCUAUAGGUCUAGUGAACUUCUGCAGCACUGUCAAGUACCUUGAGUCACAUGUGCAUACCGAAGCGCGCUUGGGCCCAGUGAAAGAUCGAUUGUCUAAGUUUGGUAGCGGAGCCUGGUCUCCGUGUAAAGCCAAGCGACGCCAUAGGGCUGCCAAGGACUUCCGCGGUCCUGAGCUGGUUUGCCCAGCUCCCUUCACCUUCACGACGAUCCUUGGAGCCCGCUCAAUUCGACACAUCUGGUUGUUUCUGCUGAAGCUGGGCAUCGCUGUGCCCAACAACCAGACCGAGUGGACAAGAUCAGUUUUCGGCCUUUGCGGCCCCCAACAGUGUCACCCGCACUACGAGGUCAGUUGCCUGGGAAGGACACGACACUUCGUGGACAUCGAGCACGACUGCCUGAACGACUCCAGCACCGACAGCCUGAACGAUCUCGGCGCGAGGCGCCCGAGCUUGCACGGUCUCUACAGCCCGAGCGCCCUUGUCUUCGGCUACUUGAUCCUCGGCAAGCUCUUCGGCGCAAUGGCGACACCAGGAGGCGGAGGCAUCCCUUUGCACGAGUUCAGGAAAGAUGUGCCUCCUGGAUGGGCGCCAGGGAUACCAGACUAUCCCCUUCGUCUGUUCUUCGAGCGCUUGAAGCUGUGGUACUCUGUGUAUGAUGGAGACGACACCAUGGUUGGACCACUGGUGGCUGGGAGGCUGCAAGGCAAGGCGCAACGCCUUGGAAUGCAGCUGAGGCUACCCCGUCCUGACGGAGGAGUAGACGUCGGAUCGGAUGCCCUGGUGCGUCUGAGCAUAGAAGAAGUUCGAGAUCCCUACAACCCUUCGGUGGUGCUCCAACAACACUGCCCCUCUGGAGUUCAAGCUCUGUGCAACAGCUUGAGAGCUGCCUUCGGCGUCUCGGACCAAGAGAUGGUGAGUCGCUCCAUCGAAGACUUCAUGGAGUUUCGCAGAGGCAAGCUCAGCUUCUCCGAGUAUGCCGUCGAAUGGGAGAUCCGCUUGGAGGAGGCAACGGCUCGGGCUGGCUUCGAGGUCAACGAGGUGGCGAAGUUCUACCUGUUCUUCCGCAACUCAGGGCUUCCUGCUAAGCUCAUCGAGGACAUCAAGCUGCAGGUGCAAGGCGACAUGAGACGCUUCAUCGAGGCCAAGACCCUUGCGUUGCGACUUGUCAACAGAGGCACGGACGCCGGCGCCGAGCUCUACGUCGAGGAGAAUUGGAACGACGAGAACUACUUUGCUGAAGACUGGGAUGAGUACGACUGGACGGAAGAUGGCUGGUCCUGGGCCGAGGACUUCUACCAGGACGAGUCUCAGGAGUACGACGAAGACUUCUGGCCCCCAGAUGAAGGCUGGGAAUCUGGUGGCAACUGGGACAGCUGGAGCGGCUAUGGCGAUGACGCAGACGAUACAUCCGCUUCCGCUGUUUCUGGUGGAGGCGGCCUGCAGGCAGCCGCCUCCGAACGCGAUGGAGAUGGCAACGUCGUCGAGGGCAACUACCCGGUCAAAGGCAAGGGCAAAGGCAUUGGUUGCUCCAUAUGUGGCUCUCGCUGGCACACCGCUCCGUCUUGCCCCGUGAACAACUCCGGCAGUGGCUCUGGAAAGGGCUCUGGCUUUCGACCCUACAAAGGCAAGGGCUAUGGGUCCAGUAAGGGCUUCGGCAAGGGCAAGAAGGGCAAGAAGGGAAAAGGCAAGUCUCGCUGGACACCGCGUGGAAAAGGGUCUAGCGGUCGAAAGGGCUACGGCUACUAUGGCUACGUGGCAGAGAAGACACUGCGAAGCUGUUUUGGGGAACCAAGGCAGCUCACUCCGCCCGUCAAGACCAAGGCGGUGCACUUCCAGCUCGACGCAGACGACGAGGUCCCUGUCAUUGCCCUCGGUGGAGUCAAAGCGAUUGCAACAACCGAGAAGUCCGACAACGAGGAGCCAAAUGGUAGCGACCCUACAGCGACAUCUUCGUCUACUGCCAGUGGCACCAGCAACCCCGUGGUCAAGAGGUUGGACUUCUCUUUCGCAACGUCCAUCUACAGCGACCACGCGGCAUUCCACACCGUGAAGGGCGAAAAGCGUCGCGGGCUACUUGUCGAUCCAGGUGCAGCUUCUGGGUUGAUUGGAAGCGAAACGCUGCGAGAUCUGUUGGAGCAUUGUGCUCUACCUACUGGCAAGCAGGUCUCGUGGCGCUACGAUAAGCAAAACAGUGUGAGCGGCAUCUCAGGCACACAGGAGGCCACGCUCGGCGAGGUCUCCAUCCCAGUGCAGUUGGCCGGGGCCACUGGCUCUUUCAGUGCAGACGUCAUAGGCGGAGAAGGCUCUCUGUGUCCCGCCUUGCUAAGCAACCCUGCACUGCGGAAGCAGCGGGCGUCUAUCCUGACGGACUGGUUCAGCAAUGGCGAUGGAGUUCUGGCCACCUGGGAUGACAACCAUGGCUGGCACUACAUGCGAAUGCUCCUGACGGACUCCGGCCACUACCUGCUGCCCGUUGAUGACGCCCGCGAAGUGUCUGAGGAGACAACUAAGAAGGCAAACAAGCAGCUCUACCUGUGGGCAGCCGAGACGAGUCAGCAAUGGAACGAUGUGAGGCAUUGUUUCCUUCAAGGCUGCCCCAGUCGGGAAUGUGAGCGGUACCCGUCAUAUCCAUCCGCAACAUCCACUCCGAAAAGCACACCUUCAUCGCUACAAGGAGUCCAAUGUGAAAGUCGCGACAGCCAUGAACCAAGCGCGUCAACUACGGCGGACACAACAGCCACUUCAUGUGCUACCUCCAACGACGCAUUCACGCCAACACCCGCAUCCGCUACGACAUCUCCAGCUUCUACGACCAAGUACUCUACAAAGCCUUUUCUGGGAGAUCCUCCAGCGAGGAAGGAACGUGACACGUGGACAGUCGAAGGCAGCUACCUGAUCCGACAUCAUCGAACGCCUCGGAGGAUGCUAUUCACUCCUCCAUGCGCCAUCGACUGCCCCAUCGACCCGACCAUGGUUCUUGGCGACAGGAUCACUGAGAUCCGCGCGGUCGGCAAGAAGACAGUUCUGAAAGUGCUGAAGGACGACUGGAUAUGUGGCAGCAACAGCAACAAGGACCUGGAGUACCUUUGGACUGGCAAGACCAAGUUUCGCCUGUUGCAGCGGGAUGCUACUCCAGUGACAACACCAGAACCACUACAAGCACAACCUUCCUCUUCGCCUUCCACGGCCAACCAAGCAGCCAGUGAAACGCACUAUCUGGACCCGGAAGCGUUCCCAGCGUAUGAUGGCGACCACUUUCCUGAGCACUGGUCUGCUGAGCGAACAAAGCAGGCCCAACAGUACUACCGCGCCAUCCCCGAGGAGUUCUACACGAAGUCUGGACGACGACCCGUCACGCCGCGCAACGCUCGAGAAUGGCUACAGCAAGCGCGCGGUAAGGAACUUCGCUUUCAGUUUUGGGAAUGGUGCUCUGGUUCAGGGAGGCUGUCGCUAAUGCUGUUGCUGGCCAACUUCGUGGUCGGCUUCCCUGUGGACUAUCGGUAUGGCUGGGACCUUGGACAUGCUGGACAUCAGAAGCUUCUACACGAGUGUCAACAAUCUUUGCUGCCUGCGCACCUCUUUGCAGCGCCAAACCGUGGUCCAUGGUCCAUAGCUUCUGCUGGAAAAGAUCCGGCCAAACGUUCUUUCGAUCGGGCUGCUGAGCUUCCCACCUUGGAGUUCAUCUUUAACAGCGCCUCAUGGCAACACCACCACGAGCUUGGCUUCACGAUCGAGCAACCCACAGGGUCGGCGAUGUAUCGUGACAGUCCGGUUGCACGCCUGACGAACAUGGAGGGAGUCGGCGUGCAACGCCUGGACCAAUGUAUGCUGGGCGCUCAAGAUGAACAUCAAAAUCCCAUCCGAAAGGCGACUACCUUUCUCAGCAAUCGCAAAUGGAAAGUCCUCAUCAAGCGCUGCUCGGGCCACAAGGGUCGACCUCAUGGCGUUCUUCAAGGGCAAUGCAAUGGCUGCAACCGCACCACUUUGGCGGCCGUCUAUCCCAAGCGCUUGUGUCACGCGUUCGGUCAAGACCUUUGGCGACUUCUUCGUGCUGAUCAACUUCACACCUGCAAGCCCUGGCCGCGGACGUUGUUCUGGUUGCAUGGGUUCUUCUACAGCUGCGAAAAGUGUCGACUUGGUCGCGCAGCGCCGCCGGGCUGUGAGCACUCCCUGGCCCCCGGCGAGUGUCGCUAUGGUCAACCUGGUGUUCGUGGCGUACCUUCCGCGCGGACAACGCGUCAACCUCGUCCAACUUUGUCGGAUUUGGAGGACCCCACUGGUCCGUUCAAGUUUCUGGCGAAGUCCGGCGACUACAGCAUGAUUCGGCUGGCUGUGGACGCCUCUUUGCAGAUCACGGACGACAACCAGCUUUACCUCAAGGCCGCGCUCAUGCAGCUGGUGGAGUCUUGUCUCGACCUCUUUGCCAAGGAGAAGAGCGUGCAUAGUGACCACUGGGUCGAGGAUCCCAUCCUUCUCCGUGUCUUCCAGGACGUCUUCCUCGACACUUUCCAAGUCCUCGGUGUUCUUUGCUCGCUUCGUCCAUGGACUCGAAAAGUACCUGAUCCAUACCUGUCGUCGUCUGCGGCACCUUUGCGCUUGCUUGUGGAUGGGGCUUUGCGUUCUUGGCAGGUGCAUGCUGUCGAGGACAUGCGCCUGAUGGGCCACAGUCAACUUCAUGCUCCCGUCGACGAGGCCGACUGGCACAUCCAUUGCUUCGGCUACCGCACCGGCGACGCCGAUGUGGAUCGGCCCACUGCUUCCUCUUCUGCAGCUGCGCGGCCUCGGUCGGCGCAGCCGGCGGCCCCCUUCGUGCCGGAAAGAAAAGAGGAUGAGGAGAAGCUGGCGGCCCCUGGUGACGACGACUCUCUGGAGGAGACUUUCGACGCCGUGCGACCAGAGGCCGAAGGAGAUCCAGCCAGCAGAAAUGAAGAAGGCAAGAUCCUGAAGCCCCUCUUUGACUUUCGGAAGGUGUAUCGCAGACUGGCUGAUGAUGGAUUGGUGAGCAGCGACCCCCUGACAGCCAAACGACUUCUUCUUGGUCUACAUGAGAGGUUCUACCACGCGCCGAUUACGGACAUGAAGAACAUGUUGCUUCGAGCUGGAUUGUCUUCGGCUCUGUUUCCUCUGGCUGAAGAAGCGGUGAUGAACUGCAGCAUCUGUCGAAAGCAUGUGAGGCUUCCAAACAGACCACAAGUGAAAAUUGGAUCAAAUGCUGCAGCCUUCAACAUGAGAGUGCAGAUCGACCUCUACAUGUACAAGGAGACCUGGAUUCUGCUCAUGGUUGACGAAGCCACAAGGUACAAGGCGGCAGCGGCAGUGAAGUCGCGAGAGCUUGGAGAACUACUUGGAAAACUUCUGGACCACUGGUUCUUCACCUUCGGCCCGCCGCAACAGCUUGUGAUGGACCAAGAGUCAAGCCUGAUGAGUCAUGAAGCAGGACGAGAACUAGAGCGGUUCCAUGUGUCACGCAUUCCGAAGGGAACAACUUCUGGGCCAGCUGGCAAGCAACACACCGGCACCGGGCUAGUUGAACGUCAUGUGGGCCUGAUGGAGAUCACCAUGCAGAAGCUGGAAGCCGAACUUAAUCGUCAAGGCAUCCAGAUUGAACCGCAUGACCUCGCCCGAGAAGCAGCCAUGGCCCACAACCAGUCUCUCAACUAUGGCGGCGCAACGCCAAGCAUGGCAGUUUUUGGAGUGCUGCCUCGCCCCUUCUACCAGGAAGACAGCGAGACCAUCACGGCAGUGGCUGGCGCCUUGCAGACCGACGUCACACCCUUCGAAAAGGCCCUUCGCAUUCGACAGCUAGCAAUGAGCAUGGUGCAUAAGGCGGUGGCUGAGGACAGAAUCGCCCGAGCCAACAGGACCAGGCCCCAUAACCUGGACGUUGGAACGAUGGUCCCCGGAACGUCUAGAGUGGACUUCCACCGAGAGGUCGCUGGCGAUGUUGGAUGGCGAGGGCCCGCUACGCUGCUCAAGUUGAACCGAGAAGAGGGCUCAGCCAUUCUGGAGUUCCAAGGUCGUCCCUACUUGGUGAGCUUCAGACAUAUACGGCCUCACCAAGCAGGAGUCUUCGUCAGUAUGACUACCAUCCAGAUGGACAGCUUCCAGUGGUUGAAGAACGUCAUCGAGCAUGGCCCCCUCUACAAGGUCACAACGAUUGGAUGGGUGCCUCAGACAAAGAACAACGUGACGACGUGGACUCGGGCAUCCUCAGAAUCCCUGGCGUAUGGCGAAGCAUGGUCAAGGGUGUCAUCUCUUGGAAAGGCCUUGACCACCCGCAAUAUCGGAGGCGCUAUGAUGGGCCAAGGCAUUAAAACCUUGCAUCCUCCACGCCAGUCAGUCGGGAUUCUGCUCAUGUGGAAGCAAGGGGACACGGGGUACAGCAGCUACGAGCACAACAACGACGACCCGCUGACCAUGAAGAAGAUCACAUCAAUACCCACAGAGAAGCUUGUGGUUCUCUACAUCUUCUGCUACGUGUUCCCAGAGUACGAGAUUGUGCCAAAGUUGAAGGUGGUUCCCCCUGAAGGAGAGCAAGUAAAGGCUAUGGAAGUCGACGAUGCAGGAACCAAUGCUGGAGCAGCGUCUUCCUCUUCGCCGCAAUCUUCGUCUCCUUCCUCAGGAGGAACUGCGCUGCCGGCAUCAUCUGUGCCACCUGCCGACAUGGACGUGGAUGUCCAGGGCCACAAGCGAAAGGGUCUCGAUAGCAGAACAGUCACCAUUGCUCCAGAGACGAAAAAAAGCAAGCUGGACACGUACCUGGACAUGGCCCGGUCUGAGAAGGUCCACACAGUGUCCCAGCACAACUGGCUGAACAUCUACGAGUUGAUGUCCAGAAAGCAGCUUCACUCCACAGAGUACCCCAUGAGUUGGCUGUUGGAGGACAACAACCAUCUCACGGCGCAGUGGGAUAUUUACAUGAGCCGGAACUACUCCGACCUGGUCAAUGAUGAGUCAGCUCAGUGGGGCAGCAAACAAACGCAGGCCUACGUGACAUCGACUUCCUCAGCGGGACCUUCUCUUCGUGUCAGCCAGUACCUCUUCACGUGGCCGGGCAGAACCAGCCAAGAGCUGCUAGUCGACAUGAACACUUGCAAGAUAUACAAGGUCGACGAGGAGACGGACAACCUGACAGAGCAGGAAUGCUACGACGUCUGGGACCAGGUCGACAGCGCCGACGAAGCAGAGAUCAAGCAGUUUGUGGACACCAAGUGCUUCUCUAAGAUCCACGUGAAUGCGCUGACAGACGGCAUGGUGGUCGUCGACUGCGUGUGGGUCCGAAAGUGGAAACGCCAGCCCGAUGGCACACGCAAGGUUAAGUCAAGGAUGUGUGCCCGGGGCUGUUUCGACAAGCAGAAGGACAUGUUGUCGACUCGGAGCACCACAGCAACGCGGCUGAGUCAGCGCAUCCUCUUGAGCACUGCGGCCAACGAGGGCUUCGACGUGGAAUCCUGGGAUGUUUCUGGGGCAUUCUUGAAGGGCCUCAGCUUCGAGAAGAUCCAGGAGAUGCUGAAGUCAAAAGGCAUCAAAGCUCCCACGAGGAAGGUCGCAGUCGUGGUUCCGAUGAACGUGUGGAGGCACUUGGCUAAGUUCGACAAAGCGUUUGAUGUUCGGGAAGACCAAGUGGGUUCCUACUUGCUGCUCUGCAACAAGCCCAUCUAUGGUCUCUCAGAUGCUCCACUGGCCUGGCAGCUGUGCCUCCAUGCUCACUUCGAGGCACAAGGAGGCGUGGCUAGUCUCUUGGACGAGAACCUCUUCAAGUGGAGCGAGAAGACAUCUGGCAGAGUGCUCGGUCUUACCACAACACAUGUUGACGACUGCGGCGCUGGCGGAAAGUCAACGUGGCUAAAGCAGCAGCUGGAGGCAUUGGUCAACGCCUUCGGAAAGGUCACUCGCCAGACACUUCCAUUUGUGCAUUGCGGUGUUCUGUACUCGCGGAUACCUGAUGGCUUCAGCAUGACUCAGGAUGCUUUCUGCGAGAAGUUGAAGCCCGUGGACGUGCCUGGACACAAGAAGGACGACGAGGCCUUGUGUCCCUCAGAGGUGACAGCUUUUCGGUCCAUUUUGGGCGGCUUGCUUUGGCUGACGGCUACAAGACUGGACUUGGUGGCCGACGUGUGCAUUUUGCAGGCGCAAGUGACACGAGCGAAAAUCGUGCACCUGAGACAGGCCAACAACGUGGUUCAGCGUGCGAAAAAGGAGCUGGGCCAGAACCUAGGUCUCCACUACAGGAAGUUAGUUCCACCUCUACGUCUUGCCAGCAUUCAUGAUUCAAGCGCAGCUGGCAACGACCGCGAGACAAAGCUCAUGGGUGGACGAUCCCACAUCCUGUGGGCUCAUGGUGCCAAGGCGAAGCGCAUCAGCUACAGCACGAGUCAUGCAGAGACUCUAGCAGCGAUCAGCGGCUUGGAGGCCAGCACCAUGGUAUCCAUCAGACUGGCCGAACUCCUGUACGUGGUCAAGAAGCCCACUAUCCAAGGAUUGGUGGCGUUGCAAGAACGUGGAGUUCCCGAGCUUCCGGUCGACGACUACACCGACUGCAAGGACUUCUUCGAGCUUGCGUCGGGCGACAAGUCGGUGGCGCAGGACAAGAACCAGCGGCUGUACAUCAUGGCUUUCCGCGAGGCAAGGCUCCAAGGCCGACUCCGGUGGAUCGUUCUGACCCCAACGGAAUCCAUGACGGCGGACGGCCUCACCAAGAGCAUGAUUGCGCCGCCACUCAUGAAGCUCUUGAGCACCGGCACCGUGCAGUUCGCUAACGCUGGAAAGCACCACAUGGUUCUCAGAACCCUUCCUUCGAUGGACGAAGUUUCUGACGACCUCUUUGACAUGACAGAUGCCGAGAUCAGAUCUGCUCGCUUCGUGGCAUCAAGUAUGUUCUGCGGCGUAACUUGGAAGCGCUCCACAUGCUACCUGGCCAUGUUUGCCACCAUUGCCGCGCCAACAUCGGCUACUUCCACGAGCUCUACGACGACCUCUACGUCAGCGACUACGGCGUCUCUCUGGGAAGAGGACUGGUCAUGGCUGGUCACUUUGGCAGGCAUCGUUCUGGCUACGGAAUGGAUGCUGUAUGGCGUGGCUCGCUACUACCUCAGCGGCAUCUUCUCAUGGUUUCGAACCAUCUCGACGUCGUCCACUUCAACCAGUUCUACGGGUACAGCAAGACCAACGACAUCGUCUUCUACACGACCGCCUACUACGUCUACAAGUUGCCAAACGCUGGAUCGCAGGACUGGGUGCCAAUUCACCGACGAGGAGGUGCAUGAGAUCGCCGCUCGCUUGGACUACGAAAACGGAUGUCUUCGAGAUCGCAUUCAAGAGCUGGAGACGCUGUUGGAAAACGACCGGCAGUAUGAGAGUCUUCAACAAGAAGAGGCACGUGCGCUGCGACAUCGCAUCAACGAGCUUCGACGAGAUGCUCAAGAACAUCGACAGCAGUGUCCACUGGGGCGCGAGAUCUACAUGACUGCUACGAACCGCGCCGACAUGAAGUGGCAUGCCAACCAGCAGUGUGUCCAUAUUCGUGGCAACGACCACAGGAAGUCAUUUCGCCAUUGCCUGACCUGUGCAGGAACUUAA